Molecule: messenger RNA, 3705 nt
Organism: Conger conger (European conger)
Lineage: Eukaryota; Metazoa; Chordata; Actinopteri; Anguilliformes; Congridae
Gene: angptl2b
Product: angiopoietin-like 2b
Exons: 5
Coding region: 615-2105 (496 amino acids)
Source: RefSeq, a predicted model, not a curated record
GAGAGGGGGGCAAGGUUGAAAAAGACUGACUCUUUGGAGCCGCAAGCAGAUGUGAUGGACCCUGUGUACAGAAAGUGACAAGAUCUGUCUGCAAGGCAACAGGGAACACCCACACCAUGCUGGCAUGCUGAGCUUCCGGACACAACAAACCAUUAAGGAAACUAACUCUUCUGCAGAAAAAACUACUUUUUAUUUAUUUUUUUUAAAUACAUUUUUCAAUUGGAUGUUUGCAAAUAUUCAAGAGCAGAACCUUGCGGGGCCUCAACUGACCUGGGACUGUGCAACAAGUUUGGCCACUGCCAAUGAAGGUGUCGGAUGUCUGGAGGGGGAUUCUAGCAAUUGACCUCUCAUAAUUGACACAAAGGACACAGAGAGUGAGAGAGAGAGCAGGGGAGAAGCGAGGGACCCGGUGAGAGAGAGACCGAGAGAGAGAGAGAGAGAGAGAGAGAGAGAGUGACAGAAGCCAAGUCUCAGGCCGGCUUUUUGUACUUGUGAUGCAUUUAGUCUAGGAGACGCUUGAAUCAUCUCUGCCCGGACGGUGCGGGAUUAGAAGCGGGGAGCGGGGAAUCCUAAAUCACCCGACAGGUGAUCAGUGUCAGACGAGCCCAGUUGCCAUGAUGCUCCCUGUGGUGGCCGUGCCGGUUCUGGUCCUGGUUUUGGUGUCGGGGUGUCGGGCGCAGGAGUUCCAGAGCAGCGACGAAGGCCCGGAGCAGGAGUUCCUGUACGCCGGCCGGAGCAAGCGGACGGCCGACCCCCCGCAGGCGGACAAGUGCUCCUACACCUUCGUCGUGCCUCAGCAGAAGGUGACGGGGGCCAUUUGCGUGAACUCCAAGGAGCCGGACGCUUUGCUGGAGAACCGGGUCAACAAGCAGGAGCUGGAGCUGCUGAACGGGGAGCUGCUGAAGCAGAAGCGGCAGAUCGAGACGCUCCAGCAGCUGGUGGAGGUGGACGGGGGCAUUGUCAAUGAGGUCAAGCUCCUGCGCAAGGAGAGCCGCAACAUGAACUCGCGCGUGACGCAGCUCUACAUGCAGCUGCUGCACGAGAUCAUCCGCAAGCGCGACAACGCGCUGGAGCUCUCGCAGCUGGAGAACCGCAUCCUCAACCACACCUCCGAGAUGCUGCAGCUCACCAACCGCUACAAGGACCUGGAGCACAAGUACCAGCACCUGGCCUCGCUGGCCAGCAACCAGUCGGUCCUCAUCUCGCAGCUGGAGGAACACUGCCAGAGGUCGCCGCCCGUGGUGGUCCGGCCCGCCCCCCAGCCGCCUCCGGCCUCCCCGCCCGUGGUGGUCCGGCCCUACCACCCUCCCACCUUCACCCGCCUCACCAAUCAGAUCACCAACGAGAUCCAGAGCGACCAGAACCACAAGGCCCUUCCGCCUCCACUUCCAACCAUGCCCAGUGGCACGCACAGUCCCUCCACCUCGGACAAGCCCUCUGGGCCAUUUAAGGACUGCCUGCAGGCGCUGGACGAGGGUCACGGGACCAGCGGGAUGUACCUGGUGAAGCCGGAGAACGCCAACCGGCUGAUGCAGGCGUGGUGUGACCAGAGGCACGACCCCGGCGGCUGGACCGUCAUCCAGAGGAGGCAGGACGGAUCCGUCAACUUCUUCAGGAACUGGGAGACGUACAAGCAAGGAUUUGGCAACAUCGACGGUGAGUAUUGGCUGGGCCUGGACAACAUCUACUGGCUGACCAAUCAGGGGAACUACAAGCUGCUGGUGACGCUGGAGGACUGGUCUGGCAGGAAGGUGUUUGCAGAGUAUGCGAGCUUCAGGAUCGAGUCCGAGGCGGAGUUCUACAAGCUGAGAGUGGGCCGUUACCACGGCAAUGCGGGCGACUCCCUCACCUGGCACAACGGGAAGCAGUUCACCACACUGGACAGGGAUCACGACGUGUACACAGGUAACUGUGCUCAUUACCAGAAAGGUGGUUGGUGGUACAACGCCUGCGCCCACUCCAACCUGAACGGCGUGUGGUACCGCGGCGGGCACUACCGCAGCCGCUAUCAGGACGGGGUCUACUGGGCCGAGUUCAGGGGCGGGGCCUACUCCCUAAAGAAGGUGGUCAUGAUGAUCCGGCCCAACCCCAACACCUUUCAUUAAAAACCGCCACGCAAGAGACAACAAUGAAAGGCCUCAGUUUUACCCUGGCCUUUUCCACUCUGUUGACUUGUGAAAAAGUGCAAUCCAUAGCAUUUUUGAGCUUUCCAUUGUCGCUUUUUAUUCCCACGUUUUGUUCUAGUCAUUUAUUUUUUUUUGCCCGCAUGUAAAUGUAGAUACUGUGGCGUGAAAGUGCAAUCACCUCGCUGGGGGUUACAAAGACAAGCACAUUCUCCCGGCUUUAGCGCCCUCUAGCAGGAUACCAAGGACAUCUCAGAAAAGAGACUCCUGCACGGGAGAUGUUUUUGGAUUGGCUUCAGUGCAACGCUUCACACUCUUCCACAGCUGAGGGUUUUUUCUUUGCGGGUUUAUUUUUUACACCGAUUUUCUGCUGGGUCCCCCUGGAGUACGAUAUUUGUUUUAUGAAUGAAUGCAAAAAUGAAGACGUUCGUCUACAACGUUUCCCUCUAUAAAUCUUAAAAAUGUGUGGAAAUCAGAAAUGCUUGAGGCAUCAAGAGUUUUUACCUGGUUAUAACAAGAAGCAAACAGCAUGCUUUACCCCCAAAACAAUAUAGAGCACAGCUUCGCAGUACCACAGUUCUGAGCCAGCAGCGUAGGUUUGUAAAAUAUCGUGAUGUGUACAAUAUCGCUUUACAUAAUUCUUUGGAAAAAUAAAAAAUAAAAGAAUGACACAGGAAGGUGUAUCCAGUGAAGUUUAGUAAGUUAGUUUCUUCUGCUAAAUGGAAAUAGUUCUGCUCAUCUGGAAGAUUUGACUAUUUAUUUGGAGGCAACUAGUGAUUCUAAUGGUUUCUGAAACACAUCCUGAUAUAUAAGCAUCUAUUAGACUAGCCACUAACUUACAGAACUACAUUAUUCAGUAGAUGAGAAGAGUUCAGUCCGGUCUGCUCUGUAGAACUCACUUCGGGUAGCUCCUGGAAUGGGGUUAGGGGUUAAGCAGUUAUGCUAUAUGUAUUUAUUUCUGCUGCUGAAGGCCUAUAUCUUGGAAAAUGAUCUUCAAUGGCUGAUGGCAUGACAGGUUAAAUAGCAAUCCAAAGAUCUGUCUCUGUAAAAAUGCUGCACAACCAAGCUGAUUAUGUCCUUGGCAAAAUAAUUUUGCUGAGAAAUACUAACGUUACAUAGCAGCACAGGAUAUUUUUUAAAUAGUGGGCUAAGCCAAGAUCUAUAUAAAGAAAGAACAGGGCAAGUCUUUUCAAACGAUAAUACAGUAUGCAAAUAUUUCAUUGGUUUGGUUUCUUUGGUUGUGGAAACUGACCAACUGACUUUAUGUAUCAUCAGCAAAAAUGUCAAAUAUUAAUCCUGAUGGUCUUCCGUAGGCACUAGCGGACCUCUUUUGAAGCAUUAAAACCUCAUGAUAAAGGGUCAACACCCUCUCAAGUGGAAUCCAACCCUGGCACCCAGUCUUAGCAUGUAUCACUCACAGUGAUGCAUUGUAUGUACUGUAUAAAUUAAAGUGUUGGUAUGUGGAGAUCCAACAUGUCUUUUGUUUGUACAUAAAAGUCAUGUCGAUAAAGUAUUUUGUAAUAUAAUGUAUCAAACCUCCCAUGUAUCACCAGACUGUUGCAAUAAACUAUGUACAGCUAUA